Gossypium arboreum is the source of this 1214-nucleotide messenger RNA. Its product is annotated as protein trichome birefringence-like 41. The coding region runs from base 43 to 1143 and encodes 366 amino acids. Gene Ontology annotation, molecular function: O-acetyltransferase activity. The transcript is spliced from 5 exons. The record is from RefSeq and is a predicted model, not a curated record. Gene Ontology annotation, cellular component: Golgi apparatus. Lineage: Eukaryota; Viridiplantae; Streptophyta; Magnoliopsida; Malvales; Malvaceae.
UUGUGUUGCAGCACCCUUACUGCUUUUUGUCUCUAAAAGAGUAUGGGGUACCGCCAUGGAUAUCAAGUGAGCUUCUGCAGUAUUGCUUUUGCAUUGAUUUUUCUGGUUUCAUGGCUCGACCAAGUUGAGUUAUCUGAAGUGGAUGGCGGCUGUGAUUUUUUCAAAGGGAGUUGGAUAGAAGAUGAUACUUACCCUCUUUACAACACUUCCAAUUGUCCCUUUAUCUCUAAAGGGUUUGAUUGUCAAGCUAAUGGACGACCUGAUCAAUUCUACCUCCAUUAUAAAUGGAAGCCUACUGCUUGUUCAUUGCCAAGAUUUAAUGGUGAGGAUUUCUUGAGGAAGAUGAAAGGGAAAAAAGUUUUGUUUAUUGGGGACUCAAUAAGCUUGAAUAUGUGGCAAUCACUGUUAUGCAUGGUUCAUGCAUCUGUGCCCCUAUCCAAAUACACUUUAAUGAGCAAAGGCAACCAUUCUACUUUUGCUUUACCGGAGUAUGAAAUAUCGUUGGAGUAUUCCCGCAAUGUGUAUCUUGUUGAUCUCGUGAAAGAAAAGAUAGGCACUGUAUUAAAGUUGGAUUCAAUUGAAAAUGGAGAUUAUUCAUGGAAAGGUUACGAUGUCCUCAUUUUCAAUACAUGGCAUUGGUGGCUUCAUACAACCAAAGGACAAAAUCAACCAUGGGAUUUCAUUGAAUGGAGCGGAAAGAUAUUGAAGGAUAUGGAUAGAUUGGAAGCUUUCAAAGUGGGACUAACUACUUGGUCCAAAUGGGUUGAUUCCAAUGUUGACCGUCGCACGACACAAGUCUUUUUUCAAGGCAUCUCUCCAACCCAUUACGAUGGCAGGCAAUGGAAUGGUUCAAUUUCAGCAACCUGUAAAGGCGAGACAACACCAUUAAAUGGAACAACGUAUCCAGGAGGAUUGCCACCAGCAGUGGACGUAGUGAAGCAAGUGUUGAAAAACAUGUCGAAGGGGGUUACUUUGCUGGAUAUAACAACGCUUUCGUUGCUGAGGAAAGAUGGGCAUCCUUCUGUUUAUUCCAGAAAAGAGGGAAACGAUUGUAGCCACUGGUGUCUUGCUGGAGUUCCUGAUUCUUGGAAUGAAAUACUGUAUGCAUUGCUUACAAAUGCCCAGGGAGGGACGUUGGUGUAAUUAAUCUUUCAUUGUUUUAUAAAUUGCUUUUUUAGCUAAUAAAUUUGUUGUAAAAGGAAAUUUAACAUUCA